UUAACUCAUUGUCGAAAUUCUCGCCACACUAAAAACAACGGUAUAACUCAAAAAAUGGAAAUACUCAAGUUAGUUUUAGUGUUAAUGUUAACUUAUUUUACGGGUGGAGUUUCUGGAAAUUUCUUCGUUUGUAAUGAAGCGGAAGAUUGUGCGGCACCGGAAUCUAGUUGUACCGAUAAUUUUUGUCAAUGUCCAAUCGGAAAAACACUUACAGCAGAUGGAACUAAAUGUUUAGAUGUUGUUCUAAGUUAUGGUGGAUCUUGCACCGAUGAUGUUCAAUGCGCACCUCUUCUUGGAAAAAAUAUUUGUAAAUCAGGAGCAUGCGAAUGUGAUACCGGAUACAGAUAUCAUCAUGGAAAUUGCAUAAAAAGUGCAGGGUUAGGAGAAUUUUGCGAAAAAAAUGAAGACUGUUUUGUUAGUCCGGAUUUAUUAGCUAUGGUUUGUACAGAUUCUAAAUGUACGUGUAAUGUAGAUUAUUACCCAAGAGGACAGUUUGAUUGUAGACCUUUAGUAAAAGAAUAUGGGGGUGCUUGCGCAAUGGAUAGUGAUUGUCAAGGCCUCGAAGGUGCAAAAUGCACCAACAACGGUUGUGCUCAAACAACAGAACCGGAUAUUCCAAGUAAAAAAGAAAUUUUUGAAAGGCAAGAUGAUCAUCAUCAAAAAAAUACUAUUGCCGAUGACUGCAAUACCAAUGAAGAUUGUGUUGGAGGUGACCCCAAUUCCUAUUGUUCACCCAUCAUAAAAAAAUGUGUUUGUAAAAAGGGAUACUUUUUAAGUUCUGGAACUUGUUACGGCGAACUUGGCAUGAAUAUAGAAUGCACAGCUAAUUCAGAUUGUAAAACAACACCCAGAUUAUGUGAAAAUGGAAUGUGUAUUUGUGCAAAAACACAUUAUUAUAAACCAGCUCUCGAUGGAUGCAGUAAAGCUGGUUAUAAAUCAAAUGAUAAAAUCGUGUGUAACAAUGAUCUGGGCUGCAACGUUAUGGGCCCUCUUGCUUCUUGCGUAAAAGAAACAGAUCUCGAUUCUUAUUGUAUAUGUAAUUUUGGAUCAGAACUCAACGAACAUUUUAUUUGUACUCGUUCCACCGAAUGUGAAGCUGAAUGCGCUGAAAACAGCGACUGCACAAUAAUCAAUUCAAUUUGUGAUAAAGUAAAUGGAAAUUGCAUUUGUCCGGAUGGUUAUCGAUUAGAUUUAGAUGAAAAUAUUUGCACUCCAAAUUUAGGUUCGAAAUGCGAUGACACGCUUGCAUGCUUAUUGGAACACAGCAUUUGUGAGGAACUUGAUGAAGAGGAAAAUGAUGAUGAUAAAAAAUGUGCAUGCCAAGAAAAUUACGUCCAAAUUGACGAGUUAACUUGUCUUAAAAGUGCAAGUAUUCAUGAAGAUUGCACACAUUCUUUGCAAUGCACGCGCUCCAACACCGAGUGUAAACAAGGCAAAUGCGUUUGUAUUAACAACCAUCUCGAAGUGGGCGAUUUAUGUAUAAUGGCGAAAGAAAUGGGCGAUUACUGCACAAACGUCGAGCAAUGUCAAAAAACUUUGAGCAAAGACGUUUUGUGUAGAAAUAGCAAAUGUCAAUGUCCAUCUGGAUACAAAGUAAGCGAGGAUAAAAAAGGGUGUUUACCAAAAUAGCAUGUAUAAUAAUGUAUAAUAAAAAUUUUUUUAAU
Molecule: messenger RNA, 1664 nt
Organism: Onthophagus taurus
Lineage: Eukaryota; Metazoa; Arthropoda; Insecta; Coleoptera; Scarabaeidae
Product: protein draper
Source: RefSeq, a predicted model, not a curated record